This is a messenger RNA of Impatiens glandulifera, 1307 nucleotides long. Its product is annotated as serine/threonine-protein kinase STY13-like. The record is from RefSeq and is a predicted model, not a curated record. Gene Ontology annotation, molecular function: ATP binding; protein kinase activity. The coding region runs from base 73 to 1164 and encodes 363 amino acids. Lineage: Eukaryota; Viridiplantae; Streptophyta; Magnoliopsida; Ericales; Balsaminaceae. The transcript has 6 exons. Gene Ontology annotation, cellular component: plasma membrane. Gene Ontology annotation, biological process: protein phosphorylation.
AUUUUCCCAACUAUAAAUUACUACUCACUGUUAUGUUAUCACCCCUCGCAAUUCACGAAGACCCAUUGAAGGAUGGACAGCGGCGGCGGAAACGGCGAUGGGUUUGUCAGGGCCGAUCAAAUCGAUCUCAAGAGCUUGGAUGAACAGCUUCAGAGGCAUCUGAGUAGGGUAUGGACGAUCGAGAAUAAGAAGAAGCAAGAGCAAUCGGUCGGGAGAAUCCAGGAGGAAUGGGAGAUAGAUCCAUCCAACCUCACUAUCAAGAGUGUUAUCGCUCGUGGCUCAUUCGGUACCGUUCAUCGCGGUGUCUACGAUGGCCUUGACGUUGCAGUUAAACUUCUUGACUGGGGAGAGGAGGGGCAUAGAUCAGACACAGAAAUAUCAUCACUUAGAGCUUCUUUUACACAAGAAGUUGCUGUUUGGCAUAAGCUUGACCAUCCUAAUGUAACUAAGUUUGUAGGGGCUAUAAUGGGUGCAACUGAUAUUAACAUUCAGACAGAAAGUGGACAAAUUGACAUGCCUAGGAAUAUUUGCUGUGUGAUUGUUGAAUAUCUUCCUGGAGGAGCACUGAAGAAUUUCCUCAUUAAAAACCGAAGGAAGAAGCUACCUUUCAAAGUUGUCAUUCAACUUGCACUCGAUCUUGCAAAAGGGCUGAGCUAUCUUCACUCUGAGAAAAUUGUCCAUAGGGAUGUGAAGACUGAGAAUAUGCUUCUAGACAAGACUCGUGUGUUAAAAAUAGCUGACUUUGGAGUUGCUCGUGUGGAGGCUUCAAAUCCGAAUGACAUGACUGGUGAAACCGGAACCCUUGGCUAUAUGGCACCUGAGGUUCUCAAUGGCAACCCUUAUAACAGGAAAUGUGAUGUGUAUAGUUUUGGAAUUUGUCUGUGGGAGAUAUAUUGUUGUGACAUGCCAUAUCCCGAUCUGAGCUUCUCUGAAGUAACCGCUGCUGUAGUCCGACAGAAUCUGAGACCAGAGAUACCUCGAUGCUGUCCAAGUGGUCUUGCGAAUGUGAUGAGACGAUGUUGGGAUGCUAACCCGGAUAAGCGGCCAGAGAUGGAGGAGGCGGUUACAAUGUUGGAGGCCAUAGACACAUCCAAGGGUGGAGGUAUGAUUCCUCCCGGUCAGUCUCAAGGUUGUUUUUGCUUCCGCAAAAAAAGAGGACCUUAAACUUUUUGAAUAUCUUUGUUUGAACUCAAAUCCUCCUACCUAAAUUAUGAACUGGACCAAGCUUUGUUACCUUUAAGGUUAUGAAGUAUUAGAGGAGGUUUUUAUUAUAAUCAAUAAUAACUGUUAUCUCACCCUUAUCAUCA